Oncorhynchus masou masou (cherry salmon) is the source of this 3383-nucleotide messenger RNA. Its product is annotated as mannose-binding protein-like. NCBI's taxonomy places the organism in Eukaryota, Metazoa, Chordata, Actinopteri, Salmoniformes, Salmonidae. The record is from RefSeq and is a predicted model, not a curated record. The transcript has 5 exons. Bases 622 to 1380 code for a protein of 252 amino acids.
UUCCCACUGGGCACCGGUUGAAUCAACUUUGUUUCCACUUCAUUUCAAUGAAAUGACGUUGAACCAAAGUUGGAUUGACGUCCGUGUCCAGUGGAUUGCUCCCUUGUCUUGAUUUAUUGGCAUCUGUUCAUGUUUACCAGGAAAUAAUAAUUCUGCACCAUCUGGGUCAUUUCCUCUAUGAUCUACAGAGAGUAAUGUGUAGAUCAUGGUGACUGCUGGGUUCCUAGAAGUGUGUCAGGGCCAUAAUAAUAAGAUCUUUUAUUUCAGAGAGCAAAGAUCCUUUGUUUUUAGGUCACUUGGUAGCAUUUCCUUGUUAUGGUUGUUAAACUGAUUGUUGGGAAGACUAUGCCCCUGACAUAAAAGAGGUAGUUAUCAAGUCCCGACCAUAAAGUUUUAGAAGUUAUACAUUGGCACAGAGAACAAUAUACUCUGUGUACUGUAACAGCAACUAUUGAUCUGUGUACUGAUUAGGUAUCAAGUCUACUAUAAAGUAGAAUACUAUAAACCGGUGUACACUGUAAAUAUUCAUAAACAGAGCUCAGUAUCUUUACUGUAACAGCAACUAUUGAUCUGUGUACUCAUCCUGCUUCAUACAGAGAACGACCACAAAGACACCACUCGAUGGCGAUGCCCCGGUUGUUUCUCAACAUUCUGCUGACCUCACAAUUGACUGUGUUCCUGCCAAGUGAAGCCCAAAAGCAAACCCCUCCCCCUCACACUUCCAGCCCGAGCUGCCCAGCUUAUCCCGGUGUCCCUGGCAUACCUGGUCAUAACGGUCUGCCUGGGAGAGAUGGGAGGGACGGGCAUGACGGAGUCACAGGACCCAAGGGAGAGAAAGGACACCCUGGAGGAAUAGGGGUACAGGGACCCCCUGGUGAUGUGGGGCCAGCUGGACCUAAAGGGGAGAUAGGGGAGCCAGGAGAUGCAGGAGGAAACAGUGUGAUCAGCCAUUUACUCGCUGAGAUCCAACAGCUCAAAGCCAGACAGGCUAAUCUUGAGAAAGCUGCAAGCUUCAGGGUCUUCCAGAAGGCAGGGGACAAAUAUUUAGUGUCCAAUGGAGUGCUGGGGAGUUUCGAUGAAGGUUUGAAGUUCUGCAACAACGUUGGUGCGACGCUGGUCAUGCCAAGGAAUGACGUGGAGAACCAAGCUCUUUCCAAAUUCAUUGUUGGUGCUUCUUAUGGUUUCCUGGGAGCAACAGACAGGAAAACAGAGGGUGUUUGGGUAGAUUUGAAUGACGAGCCACUGACGUAUCUGGACUGGCACAGUGGGGAACCAAACAGUGGAGGUAAUGGUAUAGAAGACUGUAUUGCAACAACAACCUCUGGACCUUGGGUUGAUAUUACCUGUGAUGCAAAUAUUGUUAUAAUAUGUGAAAUUUAAACAUUUAAAGAUGGGAUUUUUUUCCAUAAAAUCACUGACCUACAUUUUAAUUGCUACUAAAUGAAUAUUCAAGCAAAUUAUCUUACCAAAUCUUAAAGGGCAAUAAUAAUAUAUCACAACCAUCCAGCAGACACUGUUUAUGAGAGCUGCAAAUUCUUUACAGACGGUCAAUAAAAUGAAUAAAAAAGAGCAAGGAAUUGUGUGUUUCUCUCUCGGACCAGGUGAUGUACAUGUUUGUUUAGUGUGGCGCUUUGACAACCAGGACCAGUUGAUGUACAUGUUUGUUUAGUGUGGCGCUUUGACAACCAGGACCAGUUGAUGUACAUGUUUGUUUAGUGUGGCGCUUUGACAACCAGGACCAGUUGAUGUCCAUGUUUGUUUAGUGUGGCGCUUUGACAACCAGGACCAGUUGAUGUCCAUGUUUGUUUAGUGUGGCGGUUUGACAACCAGGACCAGUUGAUGUCCAUGUUUGUUUAGUGUGGCGGUUUGACAACCAGGACCAGUUGAUGUCCAUGUUUGUUUAGUGUGGCGGUUUGACAACCAGGACCAGUUGAUGUCCAUGUUUGUUUAGUGUGGCAGUUUGACAACCAGGACCAGUUGAUGUACAUGUUUGUUUAGUGUGGCGCUUUGACAACCAGGACCAGUUGAUGUCCAUGUUUGUUUAGUGUGGCGCUUUGACAACCAGGACCAGUUGAUGUCCAUGUUUGUUUAGUGUGGCGGUUUGACAACCAGGACCAGUUGAUGUACAUGUUUGUUUAGUGUGGCGCUUUGACAACCAGGACCAGUUGAUGUCCAUGUUUGUUUAGUGUGGCGGUUUGACAACCAGGACCAGUUGAUGUCCAUGUUUGUUUAGUGUGGCGGUUUGACAACCAGGACCAGUUGAUGUCCAUGUUUGUUUAGUGUGGCGGUUUGACAACCAGGACCAGUUGAUGUCCAUGUUUGUUUAGUGUGGCGGUUUGACAACCAGGACCAGGUGAUGACCAUGUUUGUUUAGUGUGGCGGUUUGACAACCAGGACCAGGUGAUGACCAUGUUUGUUUAGUGUGGCGGUUUGACAACCAGGACCAGUUGAUGUCCAUGUUUGUUUAGUGUGGCGGUUUGACAACCAGGACCAGUUGAUGUCCAUGUUUGUUUAGUGUGGCGGUUUGACAACCAGGACCAGGUGAUGACCAUGUUUGUUUAGUGUGGCGGUUUGACAACCAGGACCAGGUGAUGACCAUGUUUGUUUAGUGUGGCGGUUUGACAACCAGGACCAGGUGAUGACCAUGUUUGUUUAGUGUGGCGGUUUGACAACCAGGACAAAGUAGGCUAUUUUAUCAUCUCACACUGCUCACAAUGGAAACAUCUUCUUUCCAGGUGUAGCACAGGACAAUAUGGAUGUCACCAACACAGUCGAACAUUAUUCUUCCUUUUAUAUAAGGAGUUACAUGUAUUUUUCAACAUAACACAGUUAGAACAAUGUAUUAUUUCAACCCAGAAUAAGGUCACAUUUGUUUAGGGUUCAGAUGAGAUAUAGUGAAUGAAGACAGGUGAACAAACUGACAUGAAACGUGUAUGUUAUUCUGUGCUAUGCUCAUAUUUGAUUGUUCCUCUCAAUUGUUGAUGUGAUUGUAACCCAAUAGCAGCCCCUAGUGGUGAUCUGGAAUAACCUUACCUUUCUGAGCCCACACCAAAACACAGGUGUCAUUAAUUAUUUGUCGACCUUCCAAGUCUGCGUUCCAAUUCUCUACACUUCUCCAGAAGAGUGCACUUGUUCACUCCCCCUCAUGUUUUUAAAAGUAUUAUACUGAACCAGAAUAUAAAUGCAACAUGUGUUUUUUCCCAUGUUUCAAGGGCUGAAAUAAAAGAUCCCAGGUAUGUUCCAUCAGCACAAAAAGCUUAUUUCUGUCAAAAUUUGUGCAUAACUUUCUUUACAUCCCUCAUAGUGAGCAUUUCUCCUUUGCCAAGAUAAUCCAUCCAUCUGACAGGUGUGGAAUGUCAAGAGCUAAUUAAAGAGUAUGAUAU